Puntigrus tetrazona (Sumatra barb) is the source of this 832-nucleotide messenger RNA. Its product is annotated as protein FAM13A-like. NCBI's taxonomy places the organism in Eukaryota, Metazoa, Chordata, Actinopteri, Cypriniformes, Cyprinidae. Gene Ontology annotation, biological process: signal transduction. The record is from RefSeq and is a predicted model, not a curated record. The transcript has 4 exons. Bases 61 to 372 code for a protein of 103 amino acids.
GCUUUGAGGACUGUGCUGAAGACUCUUCCAGAGGAACAUUUCAAUGUCCUCUGUUAUCUAAUGUACUUCCUGUCCCGUGUUGCCGCUGAGAGUCAUUUCAAUCGAAUGACAUCUACAAAGCUGGCAAGCGUUUUUGGAUCCAACAUCUUUCACGUUCCUUUCAGCCCCACCAUGUUUAAGGAACAGGGGCAGUGUAAUGCUUUGAUUAAGCACCUGCUGGACAAUCUGAUCCACCUGCUGCCAGACAUGUAUCUUCAUGCAUCCGCCAGCAACACAGCAAUUAAAGGUUACCAAAACUGGACGACUUGGGCGAAUGAGAAAACGAUUCAGAGGUUUUUGGAGGAAUUUGUGCUCAUGCACUCACAGCAGUGACAUAGAGCAUGAAAAAGCCUCUGGAGACCAGAUAUAGAAGAGUAAAGAAACAUGAGGGAUGGCUUGUAAGGGCCACCGAAAGACACGGGGGUCGGUAAGGGCCACCAAAAGACAAUGGGGUUGGUGAGGGUUUACUGGAAGACACUGGGCUUGGUGAGGGUCACCGGAAGACAAUGGGGUUGGUGAGGGCCACCGGAAAACAAUAGGGCCGGUGAGAAUCAUGGGAAGACACUGGGGUCAUGAGGGCCAACGAAAUACACUGGGGUCGGUGAGGGCCACUGGAAGAUUCUGGGGUUGGUGAGGGUCACUGGAAGACACUGGGGUCAUGAGGGCUAACAAAAUACACUGGGGUCGGUGAGGGCCACUGGAAGAUACUGGGGUUGGUGAGGGUCACCGAAAGACAAUGGAGCCAGUGAGGGCCAUCAAAAGACAAUGGGGUUGGUGAGGGUCACUGGAAGAC